Molecule: messenger RNA, 4639 nt
Organism: Bombus impatiens (common eastern bumble bee)
Lineage: Eukaryota; Metazoa; Arthropoda; Insecta; Hymenoptera; Apidae
Product: biorientation of chromosomes in cell division protein 1-like 1
Exons: 4
Coding region: 296-4276 (1326 amino acids)
Source: RefSeq, a predicted model, not a curated record
CAAAUUCACGCGAUAACGUGACAAUACUAAUUUCUUUAACUCUCCCAUGUUUGUUACAAAAUAUUUUAUCGACUUCAAUAUCUACCUUAUUCUAUGAUACUUGUUAUGAAUGAAGCUAUAGAAAGAUUGGUAUUACUGAUUAUUAUUCAUUUAUUCACACAGAUCCAACAUUUAACCUAGACGCAAAGUAAGAAAUUAUGGCUACGUACUGUUUCACAGGAUGAUUUCGUCAGUGAAAAUGAAUGAUUGUUUAACAUUCAAGUGAAUUAUAAUCAUUUUAAAUACUUUAUUUAUCAUGGAGUUGGGUUUACCUAAUACGUUAUUACCAGGUGAUCCACGAUUAGUAGAUCACAUUGUAGGAGAAGUUAAAUCUCAAGGAAUUUUUGAUCAAUUUCGUAAAGAAUGUAUUGCCGAUGUUGAUACCAAGCCAGCAUAUCAAAAUUUACGUACAAGAGUAGAAGGAUCUGUAAAUUCUUUCCUUAGCAAACAAUCAUGGAAACCAGAUUUAAACAAAAAUCAGUUGAGAGAAACAUUAAGGAAGCACAUACAUGAAGCACCUUAUUUAGAUGCUGGUGUAGAACGCAUAGUAGAUCAAGUAGUAAAUCCAAAAGUAUAUUCUGUCUUCAUGCAUCAGAUUGAAGAUGUAGUAUAUAAAUUUUUAGGAAUAGAAAGACCUAAGGCAAAAGAAAAAAAUGGUUUGUGUGGCCUUAAAGAUUUAUUACCCAAAGAUUUAGAUCCUGUUUCACCAGAGUCUGAUAAAAAUAGUUUAAAAGAUGUAUCUUUGGAGUCUAUGGAUGCAAUGGAAGAUUUAGAAAUAAAAAAAGAUAUAAAAUUUAAUGAACAAAAGUCACUAGACGAAGAAAUCUCCAAUGAAAAAGAUAAAGAUAGUAUAUCUGAGAAUGGACAGGUUUCUUCAGAAGAAAAAGCAUUAGAUGAAAGUGAUAAAAUUUUUAAUAAGACUGGUAGUAUUUUAAAUUUAAAUACAUCUGGAAAAUCAGAUGAUAAAACAGAAGAGGAUGAAGAAGACAGUCCCACUUUUGAACCAAUUGAUAUUAUGAAUCUAAAUGAAUCUAAUAAUUCCAAUGAUUCACAUUUAUCAGGUAUAUCAGAAUUAACUAGCCAUAGAUCUAGAAGUCCUGAUUUUUGUAACGAAUUAUCAAGAGACAACUUUGAUUAUAGUAAUCAAGAUUCACAACUAAGCAAAGUUUCUUCUGAUUCUCGAUUAUCUAUUGUAACUGACUUUGGAUCUUCUAAUCAUGCAUCAACUCCAAUACAUGAUCCAUUGAAAGAUGAAGUCAAUAAAGAUAGGUAUGAUGUUAAAAAUAUUAAAGACAAUUUUAAAGCUAUCAGAGAAUAUGAAUCCAGUAAAAAUAGAAGUAAUAAAAAUAUUUUUGAAUUAAAUAAGAAUAAGGAUGUACAAGAUGUUAAAGAUUCUAAAACUAUUAAAAACAAUUUAUCCUCUAAAGAAAAUUCUCGUGAUGCUACAGAUAGCAGUAUAAAAGAUAGAUAUGAAUAUAAAAAUAAUAAAGAUAAAAGCAGAGACCAUGAAUCUAAAUCAAAAUCAAAAGAUAAAAAUCAUGUAAAAGAUGGGAAGCAUCAUAGAGAUAGAAGUAGUGACAAAAAAAAAGAAAGAAGUCAUAGCAGUUCAAAGUAUGACAAAUAUGAUAAAAAUAAACCUAAAGAUAAAAACGAUCAACCAAAAGAAACUAUAGAUAAAAUUAAAGAUACGGAAAAGGAUAACUACAAUAAAACAAAGGAAGAUAAAAUAAGAGAGACAGACAAGAAAGAUAAUAUUAGUAAAGAAGGAAAAGAUCUAAAAGAUCUUUACAAAGAAAAAAUUAGGGAGCUUAGAGAAAAGAAAGAAUUAACAGAAAAAGAAAAAUUAAAUAAAGACAACAAAGAAUCAAAAUCAAAUAAAGAAAAUAAAGACAAAAAGGAUUCUCCAAAAGAUAAAAAGUUGUAUAAAAAAGAUCAUAAAACUUUCUCCAAAAAUUCUUCAUCAAGUUCUCAUGAAGUGAAAACUAUUAAAGCAUCUGAAAAAGUUAUUGAUGGGAAAGAAAAAAGAAAUGAAUCAAAGGACAGAGAUAAGAAUAAACGAGAUGAAAGACGUACUUCUAAAGAUCAUAUGAAGUCUAAAAAUCAUAUCAGUAUGAAAUCAGACCCACCAGAAAAAUUAGAUAAACAGGAUGUAAAGAAAUUUAUAAAAAGUGAAAAAGAAGAAAAGAUUGAUAAACCUGAAAUAAGAAAAGAUGUUAAGUCAAAUAAUGAAAAGAUAAAUGGUAAAAAGGACGCUAAAAAUCAUACGCAAAGUAAAAGUUCAACACGAAACGAGAAAUUAGAUAGCAAGAAAGAUAAUAAAAGUGAUUCCCAACAUAAAGACAAAAGGCGAAGAGAAGAGAAAAAGUCCAAGUCAAAAGAUGACCAUUCUAGUUUAAGAAGGAAUUCUAAUGAUCGACGUUCUACAGAUAGAGAUGGUUCAAAUGGGUCAAGUAGCAAAAGUUCACAGUCUAGUAAUUCCGGAUCUAACAUUGCAAAUAAUAAGUCAAACACAUCAACUUUUUCUAAAGAAACAAAUCAUAUGAGUAAUUCAGGCAGUGAAACAUCAGACAAUGUUGAAGAAUCACAUCCAAGUGAUCUAAAGUUAUCAUUUGAACAACAAAGUUAUAAAUUGGAUAAAACAACAGAAUUACAUACAGAAUAUAAAACUGACAACACUAAUAAUCAUGAAAUACAUAUUAAACAAGAAUUAGAAUUUAAUGACAUUAACCUGCCUCUAAAAAAACGAGCAUUGCUAGAAGAAGACUAUAGCAUUUCAGGAGAAAUGAAAGUAAAAAAACCAAAAUUUGCAAAAAAUAUACAUGAAGCUAAAAAAUUAAUGAAAAUUAGGAAACAAAUAGAGAAACAGAAGCUUAAAGAAAAUAAAAAAUUAGAGAAGAAACUUAGUGAAAAAAUAGAACAACCAAUUCAAACAAAUACCAUAAAUAAUGAUAAUGUUGAAAGUAUGCCAGAUGAAGAACGUGUUCAAAUAAUAGAAAUACCAGAUGAAGAAUAUGAAGAGCCAUAUCCUGAGAAAUAUACUAAUUUAACAUUAGAAGAAAGAUCAAUAAUGAUGUUACAAACUGAAGCUGGUGCAAAAGAUUUGUUGGAGACACAUUCUAAUCUAAAAUUGAAAUUGUCAGACAUGGAACUGUGUAUAAAAAAAUCAUUAAGUGAAACACUUCCCAAUAAAAUAGAAAAGGAAUCUAUCCAACCACUGAGUUCAAAUAUUCAAAAAACAUUGUUUAGUAAGAAAGGAGUUGAAAAUUCACAAAACAAAGAAUUGUCUUCUAGCAUAGAAGAAGCAGACAACAAUAUGAUAAAGGCAGAAGAAAUAGAUCAUUCUGUAGACAUAUAUUCUAAAAAGGAAAUGCAACAAGAAACCAGUGUAUCUAAAAUAAAAAUACAUGUAGUACCUCAAGAACCAAGCCAUUUUAGUAUUGAUAGUAAUAAAAAAGAUGUAAGCGAGAAAAAAGAGCAAUUACAAUUAAGUAAUAUAAAUACACAUAACAUGACUUGUUCAAACAAUAAUAAAAGUAUAGAGAUACCUACAACAUCAAAAUUUAGAGAUCAAGAUGUUUCUCAGGAUGCUCAAAAUAGUAGUCUUUCUAAUGUAAAUAGCUGUAUAAUUAAUAGAGAUUGCAUUAUAAAAUCUAAAGAGCAACCAGAGGCAAUAGAAUCAACAUCAAUGGAAACUGAAGAUAACGAAGAUUGUCGUUACUUCAAAGCAGAUAAUGAAAAAUCAGAAAAAUUUUCUAGUUUCUUAGAAUCAUUGGAAUUGAUAGAAAACAGUUCUUUAGAAGACAUAAUAGAGAGUUUAGGAGGUCAAGUUGUAUCUUCAGUGCCAAAAGCUAUGGCACCACCUUUGCCAAAACGCAAACAUUCGUCUAGCCCAUUAACAGAUAUAUUAUUAAAUAAUUCAAAUAAUAAUAACGAUAGUCAAAAAGGACUGAGUCUACCUAAUGAAGAAGCAUUAAGUAAUAUAAAAAAGAGAAAACUGGUACCUAAGAAGCAAAGGCUUCAACCAAACAUAUGUGCUCCACAAGGACUUUUAAAUGGGGAAAAUUUUGUUAUGCCUUUAAGUCCAGAAAGUGAUGUAUCUGCAACAAGUGAAAAAAUACCCUCUUCAAAUCUGAUUAAAGAAGACAAAGGGUCUCUAUUUAUGAAAAAAACAAGUUACCUAGAAGCUAUUGAGAUAUCAAAUACCAACAAAUUAUAUAUAACAUACAAUCCGGCAUAGAAGCAGUCAACGUUAUUCAAGUGAUGACUUAUACAAACCACGUCCAUUAUUUUCAAGUUCUUCUCGUAGAAGUAGGAGAUCUAAUCAGGUAUAGCUAGUAGUUCAUAGUCUCAGAUGUUGAAUUGUUUUACUUUAUAUAAACAGAAAUCCUAACUGUUUUCUAAUUCUAGUAACACACCCUAUAUUAUAUUUCAAUCAAAUAUUUUUAAACUUUAAUUAAUGUGAGAUACUGAUGUGACCAAGGAAAAAUUUUGUGAACUAUUAUACUUAUAAUAUAUGUAAAAUUUAUUCUAAAAAUUUAGUCAUAUCUUUUAUGCAAGACAUUUAAGUCAAUGUAUUUAAUGUUUCUUUAAGUAUGUAUUA